This is a messenger RNA of Microthlaspi erraticum, 486 nucleotides long. The record is from the annotation of a GenBank genome assembly. Lineage: Eukaryota; Viridiplantae; Streptophyta; Magnoliopsida; Brassicales; Brassicaceae.
AUGAACCCCUCUGUUGUGGCUGCCCACAAGAGGAUUGGACUUCUCCAAAAGUUCAACAAAUGGCAAGGGAAGGCCAUUGAAAAGAUGCAAAAGUCCAUGGACAAGAUGGUGAGCAAGAUCAAAAGUUUGGAGAAGAAGGUUUCUGGUUCUUCAAGCAAGAAGAAGAAGGCCCCCAUGAGUUCCACAUUCCUUAGGAGUAGAUCCCUUCUCACCACUCCAAGGAGGCUCCCUGCCCAAGAGCCUCACAGAGCCUCUUCAUUCGAGCCAAGGGAGAGGAGAAGACAACUCACAGAGAAGGAGAAGAGCUCUAAGGCCAGACGCUCCAGCUCGACCACCGGACUCGAUCGAGUCCAAACAGAGGAAACUCAACUCGGUCGAGCUGACGGUCGAGUUGGUCUUGAGGAGUCACAGUUUGAGGAUCCGGGAUUUGCAUACGAUCCAACGCCUUACCAGGAGCACCCUCGGAGAAGAUGGAACCCCAAUUGA